Molecule: messenger RNA, 987 nt
Organism: Dentiscutata erythropus
Lineage: Eukaryota; Fungi; Glomeromycota; Glomeromycetes; Diversisporales; Gigasporaceae
Source: the annotation of a GenBank genome assembly
AUGUCGCUUCUAUCAGUUUUAAUCACUUGUUUGACAGAUUGGCCUUCCCUUAUACUAGUAUUAUUGAUAAUUUAUAUAUCAAAGUUCUACUAUAAAUAUUUUACACGUCCUAAUCCAUUACCAGGUCCCAUGCCAAUUCCUAUACUUGGGACGAUUCAUAUAAUUGGAAUGAAUCCUCUCACAUGGUACAAUAAAAAUAAGGAGAAAGCCGGUGCAAUCUGUGAAUUUUAUAUUGGCUCCGAACGACACAUAGUCGUCAAUCAUGUAAAACAUGCUGAGAAACUUUGUAAACCAAAUAAAAGCCUCUCUAAACGACUUCCCUUCACUACAUUUGAAAGAACAGGACUUCAUAAUGGUGUAAUUUUUUGUACUAAUUAUGAUGCAUGGCAUCGAAGGAGAAAAUUAAUAAUCCGUGCAUUAAUGGCAACGGAAUUCUUACGAGGCAUCGUCCUUUGUGUUCAAAACCAAUUUAAAGCUUCUGAAGAAAGAUGGAAAUCGAAAAUAAAAGAUGUAAUUGAAUUUGAUUUUAGGGAAUGGAUAAGAUAUUUCGCAACUGAUCUUCAUACUCUUCAAACCACAAAACAACAUUCUUAUUGUGCAGCUUUAUUUGACACAAAUAAGAAAUUGAUUCAAACUGAAGAAAUCAAAAAAUCUUUAAAGUUUACUAACGGCAUACAUAAACAUUUUUUUUCACUUGGAUUUUUUGUUUUCGUCCCUCAAUUUGUAAUGGAUUAUGUACCAGGUUUUAGCCAUUAUAGAGAGAGCUGUGAACGCAAUAUUAAUUAUUUGAAUGAUGUUGUGAAUAAUAUCGUUAUUAAAAGAAAAAAAGAACUUGAAAAUGGUGCUGGAUUAGACUCGGAUUUUGUAGAUCAACUAUUGAUUGCUCAUACCCUAAAAGAUUCUAAAAAUGAUGAUAAUGUGACUCCAAUAACUGCUAAAGAAGUUACUGUUAUUACGUGGGACGUUCUCCUAGCUAGCACCGAUACG